CAUGUGUCGGAGAAUGAUUUUGCUAAUUAGGAGCCAUAUGAAGUAAAAGUCCGCCAUAUUCAGAUCACCACGCCCGGACUCGGUUCUCAGGGUAACAGGCCCCACUACCUCAUCCAACUAGUGAACUGUUUCCAAAAGUUAUGACUCUGGCUUCUGUGGGGGCCUGCUGCCUCGGCGAGGAGGCGAAGGAAGCACGUAGGAUCAAUUAUGAGAUUGAAAGGCAGCUCCGCCGGGACAAGAAGGACUCCCGAAGGGAAUUCAAACUCCUCUUGCUGGGGACUGGCGAGAGUGGGAAGAGCACAUUCAUCAAACAGAUGCGGAUCAUCCACGGCUCUGGGUACACGGAGGAAGACAAGAGGAGCUACACCCGGCUGGUCUACCAGAACAUCUUCACGGCCAUGCAGACGAUGAUCCACGCCAUGAGCGCACUCCAGAUCCCGUACAAGUACCAGCACAAUGAGGGCCAUGCCAUGGCUGUCUGCAUGGUGGAUGUGGAAAAGGUCUCAACGUUUAACCAUCCAUACGUGGAAGCCAUCAAGAGCCUGUGGAGCGACCAGGGCAUUCUUGAGUGUUACGGACGAAAGAGGGAAUACCAGCUUUCAGACUCCACCAAAUACUAUCUGAAUGCAUUGGAUCGUAUCGCGGACGCGGGCUAUGUGCCGACCCAGCAGGACAUACUCCGGGUCAGAGUGCCCACCACGGGUAUAAUAGAGUACCCCUUUGACCUGCAGGAUGUGGUUUUCAGAAUGGUGGAUGUUGGCGGCCAGCGUUCGGAGAGGAGGAAGUGGAUCCAUUGUUUUGAGAAGGUCACCUCCAUCAUGUUCCUGGUGGCCCUCAGCGAGUACGACCAGGUCCUGGUGGAAUCGGACAACGUGAAUCGAAUGGAGGAGAGCAAAGCCUUAUUUCAGACGAUAAUAACCUACCAGUGGUUCAAGAACUCAUCAGUCAUCCUGUUCCUGAAUAAGAUUGAUCUGCUUGAGGAGAAAAUCCUCUUCUCUCAUUUGGUCGACUACUUCCCUGAAUAUGACGGCCCACCACGAGACAUCAUGGCAGGGAGGGACUUCAUCCUGAAGAUGUUUGAGAACCUGAACCCAGAGCCCUCCAAAAUCAUCUACUCCCACUUCACCUGCGCCACGGACACGGAUAACAUUCGCUUUGUCUUCCACGCGGUCAAAGACUACAUCCUGCAGAAGAACCUGGAGGAGUACAAUCUAGUGUGAGCUUGGGGGGGUGGGGGGGGGAAGAGAGUUGACUUACUCUACUGCUAACUUUAAUAAGUAGAAUAUGGCCACCAGUGACGGGAGGAACUCACAGCAUAACCUGGCCCAGUGACUGCACCGCCCCGCCUCUCCCCUGGUCUCUGAUGAAGUCGACUCUGAUGAAGAAGUAUAUCCUAAUAAUCAUUCAGUAUGGUCCCUCUUACUGGGGACAUAGGUACGGUGCACUGUGACCCACAAAGUCCUUUUUAGAGGGAGAGAAUUCCAGUGUACGACUUUAUAAAUGAACACUAGAACAAAUAUAUAUAUAUAUAUGUAUAUAUGUAUAUAUGUAUAUAUAUAUAUAUAUAUAUAUAUAUAUAUAUAUAUAUAUAUAUAAUUGUUCUUUUUAUUAUUUUGCGAACAGGUUGCACACAUCCAAAAUGUAACCCCAGUACGUAGAUUUAACUGCUGUGCAGCGCCACACACCGCUAACCUAAGUUGGUUACGUUUAUUUUUGUAUCUUUGGGUAUAUUUAAAUGAUUUAAUUUUUCUAUUUGUGGAGUUAUUAUUGCUUAUAACACAUUCACUUGCGUACAGGUAUUGAUUUGCACAUUGUACACAUUUUUUAUUUUGUUUUUACUGUUGGUUUUUGUGCUGCAUUAUAUGUGUUACUUUUACUGUUGGAUAUCAGAUUUGAUGAAUUUAUUUUUACUUUACUUCAAAGUAUUUCGCCGAUGCAUUGUGAAAACAGUAAGCUCAACCCAUGAGUAUUUAAGUUAUAAUAAUUAUCACUGAUUGUAUUGCCAAGUAUAAUCUUUACAAAGUAAUUUCUUUUUAAAAGCAGGAUUGUAAUUCCAGUCUAAAAACAUAUCUAAAGCUAAAAUGAUCGAUGUCGCCGCAUGACACUGUUCUUAUAUUGUCGUUUGAAACAGUACAUACCAAUAAUAUCUUGUGCCUUUUAAAUAUGUAUAAUUCCUGAGUGUUGGAAGGAACUGAAGAUAAAGCUGACUUUUAUUGUGUAAUCAUAAAUAAGGCGGCGAAUGGUGAAAAAGGGAAUGAAUAAAGUCAAAUCUAAAUGUUUUUAGUACUACGUGGCCUUUGUUACAUGGCAAGUGUCAUAUUUGUUUAAGUAAUACACCUUUUAAAUAAAAAAUGGGUAUAUUUCAAUUUUGAUUCAAAUGUUU
This is a messenger RNA of Gadus chalcogrammus (walleye pollock), 2383 nucleotides long. RefSeq names its product guanine nucleotide-binding protein G(q) subunit alpha-like. The transcript has 8 exons. NCBI's taxonomy places the organism in Eukaryota, Metazoa, Chordata, Actinopteri, Gadiformes, Gadidae. Bases 141 to 1220 code for a protein of 359 amino acids. Gene Ontology annotation, biological process: phospholipase C-activating dopamine receptor signaling pathway; adenylate cyclase-modulating G protein-coupled receptor signaling pathway; action potential. Gene Ontology annotation, cellular component: heterotrimeric G-protein complex. The record is from RefSeq and is a predicted model, not a curated record. Gene Ontology annotation, molecular function: G-protein beta/gamma-subunit complex binding; guanyl nucleotide binding; G protein-coupled receptor binding.